AUGUGGGAGGAGAAGGAGGAGGCGGAUCCUGCCUCUGUUGAAGGAGGGGGCGUUUGCCGUGUGAGGAGCUGUAUCCUCCGUGUGGAAGGAGGAGGAGGCCUCCUCCUCUCGCACCUGGACUCCCAGCAGCAGCUCCUGGCCACCUGCCACGACGCCUGGUCCCGCGCGCUCGCCCACUUCGCCUCGCUCGACCAGGACGUCGCCGCCCGCUCCGCCUCCCUUGACGAGGCCCUAGCCGCCGCCGACGCGUCCACCUCUGAAUCCAGCACGGCGCUCGACGCUCGCGAGGCCGCCGUGCCCGUGCGCCUUGCCGAGGCCUGCGAAGCGCUCUCCGCCGCCAUCGCGGAGGCCGAAUCCGCCCGGGCACCGCCGCCCGCCGACAUCCGUGGCGCUCUGCGGUGGAUAUGCUGCCGCAUGGACGCUUCGAAUUUAAUAUAA
This is a messenger RNA of Brachypodium distachyon (stiff brome), 438 nucleotides long. RefSeq names its product FRIGIDA-like protein 4b. The transcript is spliced from 2 exons. NCBI's taxonomy places the organism in Eukaryota, Viridiplantae, Streptophyta, Magnoliopsida, Poales, Poaceae. The record is from RefSeq and is a predicted model, not a curated record. The coding region runs from base 1 to 438 and encodes 145 amino acids.